AUGAAAGUCGCCAGCUGCGGCAUCCACGGUUUUCACGAGACUAUCGGUCUCGAUGUUGACGCAAUUCGAGUGUAUUGGGCACUGGAGAGCCAUGAGUAUGCACGACAAUCGGCGUAUAGGGUGUUGAUAUCUACCUCCGAUCUCGCGCACACUGAUCAGGCGUCCUCUCCCGCCGACACCGCGUGGGAUUCUGGCAAAGUCAGCACAGAUGAGCAGAGGAAUAUCCUUUGCAAACCGGCCAAAGGCUUUCACUCGACAUGCAGUUACUACUGGAGAGUAACCGUGUGGGAUGAGAAAGAUGUUGCUACGAACUCAGAGGUUCAGAGCUUCUUUACUGCAUAUCCACGGUCGCAGCUAUUGCCACCAUAUUCCAUGAAUCAGAAGUAUAUGCCGCACUCGAGCCUCAUAUUCCGUACAUGGUUCGAAGAUAUAGAAAACAAGUGGAAAGCUGUCUGGAUUGGUGAUGGUGGUGACAAGCCAUUAUACCUUCGCAAAAGCUUCGAUUUGGCUCGGAAACCUUCCAAAGCUAUCGCUUUAGCAUCCGGUCUUGGUCACUUCGACCUGCAUGUGAACGGCCAGCGUGCUUCUGAUCAUGUGAUAGAUCCUGGAUGGUCCAAUUAUCAUCGCACCGUCCAAUACGUUGGCUAUGACUUGACUACCCAUCUCGAUGCUGGACAGAACGUGCUUGCCACUCAUCUGGGUAAUGGCUUCUAUGCUGGUAGCGGCACCGAGGAAGAUCGCUUCUUCUGGCCCAUGUAUGAAGAUAAUACAUACGUCCGAUACGGCAAUGAGUUGUGUUUCUUCGCCGAACUUCAUCUGUUCUACGAAGAUGGGACGCACGACAUCAUUCACUCCGAUCCUUCCUGGAAGGUCCGCAAGAGCGCUACGACGCUCGCAAAUAUAUACGCCUCUGAGACUCAUGAUAAGCGCCUCUAUCCUUCUGGCUGGACGUCGCCUGGCUUCGACGAGACCGAAUGGGUUGCCGCAAAGCCACUCACAGGACCUCGAGGUCUUCUGCGCUAUCAGAGUCAGCCACCUGUGAUACUCCACGACAAGCUGGAACCUCAGUCAAUCACGGUCCCUCGUCCUGGCGUGGUCUGCUUUGACCUUGGACAAAACGCCUCCAUCAUGCUGCAUCUGUCCGUCGAGGGCCCUGCUGGCGCUGAGGUCAUCGUGCGGUACUCAGAAACUGCAAACGAAGAUGGCACCGUCCUCAUGCCCGACCAAUUGUUCAAGGACUUCGAGACGAAGGUCUACUCCAAAAUCUUCCUGGCAGGUACAGGCACGCCUGAGGAUUGGCGACCCGACUUCUCGUUCACCGCCGCUCGUUACAUUCAGAUUGAGGGCGUCUCGAUGGAAGAGGGGCAAGGACUACCUGUCGUCCGAUCUUUGUAUGCAAGACACAUCUCAUCUGCGUCGCAGCGGGUGGGCUCGAUGAAGACUGAUAAAGAAGAUGUCAAUGCAUUGAUCAAAGCCUCGCAUUGGUCGCUGUCUAGUAAUAUUUUCAGCUACCACACCGAUUGUCCGCAGAUCGAGAAAUUUGGAUGGCUCGAAGUGACCCAUCUUCUCGCUCCUGCUUCGCAAUAUGCCUUCGGCAUGGAAGCUCUUUACACAAAGAUCAUCUAUGACAUGAUCGAUGCUCAAGAACCUAGUGGCCUUGUACCUACUAUGGCUCCUGAGAUUCGAUACAUGUGUGGACCCCUGCACGACACAAUCAGUUGGGGUGGAGCAUUGUGUCUCUUACCUGAGCUUCUCGUCAAAUACUACGGCUCUACCUGGGUUAUCCCACAAGUCUACCCAGCUGCAGUACGAUACAUGGAUUACAUGAAGACAAAAGAACGUCUCGGAGGCUUGAUUGAGCACGGCCUCGGCGACUGGGGUCGCGACAUUGCUUGGGGCAAUCUGCAAGCAAAUAUUGAAACAGCAUACUACUACAAAUGCCUUCAAAACACCUCGAUGAUGGCUGAACACCUCGGCUUGACCGAAGAUGCUAGGAAGUACCAGACUUGGGCCGCCCGUGUCCUCGAAGUCUACAAUCGCGAACUCCUCAUUACAGACGAAGAGAGCUCGCAACAUGUUUACUAUACAUCCCGCGACAAUAUUGGUCAACGCGAUUGCCAGGCAGUGGCUCAAGCCUACGCCCUACAAUUCAACAUGGUACCGACCAAACAUAUCGCUUCCAUCCAACGCGCCUUCCUCACCAGCGUAAGCGACAACCGCAUCCGCUCUGGCGAGCUAGGAUUGAAGUGCAUCUUCGAAACCCUCAUCGAUCUCCACCGCCCCGAUAUCGUACUGGCAAUGGCAAGACAAGAAGAACAUCCCAGUUACAUGCGCUUUCUACGCAAGGGCGAAACCACAUUCCUCGAAUUCUGGCAGGAUGAGUGUAGAUCCAAGAGCCACGAUUUAUUCUGCACGAUUCAUGAAUGGUUCUAUGCUGGUGUGUUAGGUAUCCGGCCGCGAGGGGACGCGUAUAAGACUUUCAGCAUUGAGCCUCCGUAUGAGUCGGAGUUCAAGGAUGUGGAAGGCCAGGUUGAUUGUCCUUAUGGAAGGAUCGCAGUCAAGUUCAAGGAGACCGCUGAGAUGGUUUUACUCAAUGUCACAGUCCCUGUCGGGACUGAAGCUUCGAUUCGCGUACCGGAAAAUCUCGGAGCUAGCGUCAAGGUAACGAGAAGCGGUAGCGAAGAGAAAGCAAGCAGAAAUGGCAAUUACCUGGAGCUUAAGAACGGAGACUUCACCAUCGAAUUUAGGUAG
This is a messenger RNA of Aureobasidium subglaciale EXF-2481, 2751 nucleotides long. RefSeq names its product glycoside hydrolase family 78 protein. The transcript has 2 exons. Lineage: Eukaryota; Fungi; Ascomycota; Dothideomycetes; Dothideales; Saccotheciaceae. Gene Ontology annotation, biological process: carbohydrate metabolic process. The record is from RefSeq and is a predicted model, not a curated record. Bases 1 to 2751 code for a protein of 916 amino acids.